Messenger RNA from Cetraspora pellucida, 474 nucleotides. The record is from the annotation of a GenBank genome assembly. NCBI's taxonomy places the organism in Eukaryota, Fungi, Glomeromycota, Glomeromycetes, Diversisporales, Gigasporaceae.
AUGAUCAAGAUAUUAGAAGAUAAGUUAUCUUCAGCCCAGAAAGAUGUAAUUUUGAUUCAAAACAACUCAUCAAAAAAAGAAACUGAGAUUACAUCGCUCAAAUUCAAAAUAGCAAAAUUGGAAAAUAUAAAGAGUGAAUUGGAAUUAAAGGUCAAUGAACUUGAGUAUCUAAAAUCAGAGGCUAUAUCAAACUCUGUACUUGGUAGAAACGAUAAAAAAAAUAUGACCAAGUUUGAUAAUAUAUCUGCAGUUAUUAAACCUAGCAAAAAUCUUAGACAAUAUUUUGUAUACAGAAAAACACAAACUAGCACUUUUGGUACUUGCUUCAUUAAUGAUAAGAUUACUGAACUACCAAAAAUUGAUACAAAGGUUAAUUUUGAAGUAAAGAAUAGAACUAGUAUUAGUGAAAUUAACAAGAAUAAUAUACUAGAUAUAUUGAUAAAACCUAAUAGAUUACAGACUAUAUCUGAAAAU